Molecule: messenger RNA, 969 nt
Organism: Leptosia nina
Lineage: Eukaryota; Metazoa; Arthropoda; Insecta; Lepidoptera; Pieridae
Source: the annotation of a GenBank genome assembly
AUGUCUAAACUUGUUGAAAAUCAAAUAAAAAUUAAUGAAACUUUAAAGAUUAUUUUAGAUUCAGAUGCAUAUAGAGACUCAAGUCUUAUUAAAUACAUGAAAUUUGCGCAACAUUUAGCUAUUAUUACAGAGAACAUAGAUGACGUUAUCAGUGAACUUAUUAGAAUAGAAAAUAGUUUAGCUUUUAUCCGUGCGUCAAGCGCGCACCACUCAAUGAUUAGUAUUAAAGUUUUAGAUAGUUAUGACUUGUAUAGAUUGUCCAUUGCUCCUAAUAAAUACCAGCAGGCCCUCAUCCCUCCUUAUCCUCUAAUAGCAACAAACAGGAAAGGUUACGUGUACAUGGAGGCAGAAUGCCCGAAGUACAAUCACUGGUACCUCUGCGGUGAGAAGAUGGACCACCAGAUACGACAGCAGCCAGACUGCACUCAAGAGCUCAUCAUUAACCAAGCCUUGGACAAGACCUGCCAGAUGACUACGAUAACACUCUCAAGAAUCUCCUUGGAAGAACUUGACGAGAAGCACUAUAUCAUAUCCUUCCCAAAUGCUACGAAGAUUCAUCUGCGAUGCGCACGAGAUGACUACACCAUCCUUAGUGGCACCUACUUAAUCACAAUAAUGAAACUACCAUACGAUAAGGAAGCUCACGCCAACUCUUCAUCCCACGUUUAUCUCAAAUCAAUUGACUUGACAAGAUUACAUGAAGCCCAGCAUCACCUAGUGACGCAACCAACUCUACAAAUUGAACAAGUACCAGCGAACUAUCUUUAUCAUACAACUAUACCACUGUACACUAUCAUACUAAUAAGUGUACUUGUAGUCUCAGGUGUCCUGAUACUAAGACACUUUGGGUUACUACAACGCCAGCCGAAGGUAAAGAACACCCCUACUCGAGAUGACAUCUACGCGAAGCCUGAAAAUCCUGGUUCGCAGAAGACAGCAAUAUUUCACCAUCUCAAAAUGCAGAAAUAG